Molecule: messenger RNA, 1176 nt
Organism: Lotus japonicus
Lineage: Eukaryota; Viridiplantae; Streptophyta; Magnoliopsida; Fabales; Fabaceae
Product: putative F-box protein At3g16210
Exons: 1
Coding region: 1-1176 (391 amino acids)
Molecular function (GO): protein binding
Source: RefSeq, a predicted model, not a curated record
AUGCUAGAGAUUGAAGAAAUGUCUAAAGAACAUAUACCAGAAGAGUUAGUGAUGAAAAUCUUUGUUAGGCUCCCCGUAAAGUCUAUACUGCGAUUCCGAACCUUAAACAAAUCCUACAAUGCUCUCACCAGAGAAACCAGUUUCAUCACUAAACAUCUUUAUCACUCCAUUGAAAAGGCAAAAAAAAAUCCUAACUUUAUGAUCUUUCACCAAACAAACAAGCUUGUCAAUUCAACAGUCUCUGAAGAUGAACAAUCACAACCCCAUUCCAUUUAUCUGAAUCCACCAUUCAUCUCAGUACAUGUAAACAACAUCGGAGCCUGCUCUCAUUUCAAUGGCAUCAUCUACCUUGAACUGUUUGGUGUUCCUCUUAGACCCAAUCCAAAGAUUCUCUGGAAUCCAGCCACCAGAGAAGUAAGGUUUCCACCUUUCCUUCCUCAAAUGAAACCCACGCUCUUUACCCUCUUCCAUGGGGUACACGGGUUCGGUGUUAACCCCAUAACAAAUGACUUCAAGGUCGUAAACAUUAUAGUGGAUGCAGAGAUUUGGGAUGGAGGUGAUAGAAAGCUCAUUGGUCAGGUAUACAACCUUCAUUCUGAUUCAUGGAAAGUGGUUAAUGCCGGUGUCCUUGCUUAUUUCAUAUAUAAAUCCAUGUUUAAAGCUUAUCUGAAUGGGGUUUAUCAUUGGUUAGCCAUAUCUUCUCUACGUGAUCAUGUUGAAUUCGUGCUAUGUUUUGACAUGAGUGAUGAUGUGUUUUGGAAAAUGAACCUGCCCCAAUUUCCAUCCCAAGAGGAGAAUAAUGAAUUGUGCGUAUCCAAUCAUAAUGUUGUUGUUUUGAAUGAUCGUAUUGGUUAUGUUAGGGAGUACACCAUGCCUUUUGAAAUUCAGUUUGAGAUUUGGGUGAUGAAUGACUAUGGGGUGGAAGGUUUCUGGGUCAGAAUGUUUAACAUUGCGCGUGGAACCGGUCUGGGCAAGAUUUUGGAGAUCUGGAAAGAUGAUAAUGAUGAUGAUGUUGUUGUGCUUGGAGGGGAAGAACAUCAUCCAUUGGUUUUGUACAAGAUUGGUCAACAACAGGUGGUGAAAGAGUUUAAUGUUUGCUUCAGAGCUGAGCAUCGUGUAGUUAGAUAUGUGGAAAGUUUUCUUCGCUUGUCUGGCUUGGUUGAUGAGGAAGCUUGA